CAUGCAAUGGAAAGUCUGCCCUGAACAGGAUGUAAUGCACCAAUUGUAUUUUUUCCAGUGGCGGUCGCAGCGCCAAAUCUUGGAGUUCUCCACGGCUCAGCGCCAGAGCGCAGCAGUCAAACAUGGAGACAGUGUUCUUCGGCACACUUAAUAGUACAAUCAAAUGUGGCGGUGGGGGAGGCAGCAGCAGUGCGUCGUGGCGUCUGGCGCAGGCCCGAGCCACGCACCGCACCAUCUGCACACUCCUGUUGGCGGCCCAUACUGCACUAGCAGCCGAGCUGGAAACCAUCAUGUCCAUACUGCCACCAUGGGCCACCAGUGCCAAUGCUACCAACACCACUUCCACCACUUCCACCCCACCCACACCCCAGCCGACGAGGCUAAAGGUGGAUAAUUUGUCAGAUGUUGCAAAGGCUGUGGACUGUGAGGAGGACUUUCUGGUGGCUGCCAACAGUGAUAUAGCACAGUUAUGUGCAGAAAAUAUCCUUCUGUGGCAACACUUUCUCUCAGUGGUAAUGAGCUCGGAACCUGUACGGCAACACCUGGCACGGCAACAUCACAUGCAAAGGGUAAAACGUUUUGCUGAGGCUUUUUUCGUCAUUGACAACCCCCGGCCAUCAGCAAGUGGUUGCUACGAUAGCAACUACCAGAAUUAUGUCAUGGUGUCUGAAGCUGUCAGGAGAUCUCGCUAUUUCAAUUCUCUGCCACCUCUUUCUAUUGAAUGUACUGAGAUGGAUGGAGAAGUCUCAACUUUACCAGUAAUAUUUGAGGACCAGUAUCAGCAUGUGGCAGAGUUUGCGAGAAGGAGGUCUAUUGUCAGUAGAAAAUCAGAAAACUACCUGAGCACAAAUGACAUACAAAUUGCCAUGGACCAAUUAGAUGCAGAGAAUGGCAAGCGGGAGGUGAUACCGCCUGAUGUAACAAGACCUGAACCGCAGACACGCAAUGGCCUAAAAGUGGAACCUCACAUUACAGUUCUGACGAAGAUGGAGGUCAAGUCGGCUAUUAAUCACGACACCAAGUCGCUCCCCGGUCAUGAUACGAAGCCUAUGACGAGCACCCUUUUUGACUCCAAGGCAGCUAGUAUGAGUGGUUUUGAGUCCAGAGCUACGACAAGCAGUGACGCGAAGGUGACAAAAUACGGGUCCACAAAGUCCACCAAGAAUCAGACUCUGGGUGUCAAAACAACAAUCCAAAGCUAUGUUAUAGACAAGGAAAAUGUUCAUACUAAAGAGUCCCAGAAUACCUUGAAAGCAAAGCCGGGAGAAGGUCGGUCUCGAAGCAGCGACUCCCGGGUAUCGUCUGUCCACAGUGGAGGCAGUGGCAGCAGCAAACACACUCUGGGUAGUGGGUCUGAGAGUGAUGAAAAGACGCUUGGCUCUAAGGGCUCCAAGGGCUCGAAAGGCUCAAAGGAGUCCAAAGGUUCCAAGGGAUCUGCAAACAAGGCAGAGUCGGAGCCAGAGGACAAGCCGCCAAUCCCCCCAAGAACAGACAAAAUGCCAAAGGACUUCAAGCCUCCCAUUCCCCCCAAAACUCACAAACUUCCAAUGGCACGAAAUAGUUUGAAGGAGAAAUUAAAGAACAACUUACGGUUAGAGCUGAGGCUUCCAGCUAAUCAAGGGUCUGCUUACAAAAGAGCAAAGUUUAAAGUCAAGCUCAUACAGCGUGCACAGCAGCUGCGCUCCAGUGGAUCCAGUAAUCACAAGAGCAAGCGUUCCCAGGCUAAUGCCAUUGCCGAAAAUGUUGUCCUCCUGAAGUAUCGCCGUCUGGAACCAUCUCUAAGCAUGCCUUACAACCUUGGGGCACAUACUCCUGGGAGUGGUAGUGGUGGUGGAGGGGACCAACCCAUGAGGCACUCACAGAGCACACUUUCCAUGCCUUCCUUCUUGUGGGAAGUGGCUAAUGCCUCAUCCCCUGGAAUCACAGAGUCAAUGCCAGAUCUUUUGGCAUCAGAUACAGAAUCCUCUUCAGAAAUCAACCACAAAGGACCACCACCUCCAAGACCUAUGCGAUUAGACAGAAAACCACCUGUUCUCUCUAAUGUUGAAGUUGGCCUUGUUUCUGCCACAGAUUCCACGUUACUACAGAUUGGAGGAGAGAAAGUAGAAUCAAUAACACUGAACAAAAAGUUGACAUCGCCAGUAAAGAAAACACCAGACAAUCCAAAACCUCUGAUCCUCCAGCAAGAUUCAUCUUCCAAUAGUGAUAUCACAUCAGAGCGUAGCGGUUGGGUCUCAAAUUCUAGUAGACAAAGUUCUGGUUCAUCAAGUGGGCAGAUCAGUCCUGAUUUAGACAUAAAACAGUUUCCUAUAAAAGAUAUGCUCACUGCAACUUCCACCACCCAGUAUAAGAAUGGAAGCAAAUCUAGUGGGCCAGACUCCAGUGCGAGAAACAACAACACAGGGAACGUUAAUGGAGUCAAAAUAAAUGGGACAAAAGUCAAUGGGUCUAAGUCAAGCAGAAGUAAACCAAGUGGAGGCAAGGCAAAUGGACCUCCUACAGCCAAGACACCUGUUAAUGAUGCACCUGUAAAGACAAUAACUGGAGUCAAGUACAAAAACAAAGGGUCAAGAAGUCCAGCCAACCAGAGAGUGAGUCGUUCUGAGUCCAGAGGACAGAAUCACAAAGCUGCUGGCAAGGAGGUUACACAGAGAUCAGCCUCUAAUGAUCAGUUACAGGUCAAACAAAGAAAGAGCCCACACAGGAAGGAAGUUAAAAAGUCUCAGUCGCUGCAGAGAGUAAACCAUUCUAAUCGACCAGAAUCUCAUGUGUAUGAGGAAGUGCCGCUUCCACCUCCCCCAAAGGAAUUUCAGGACCCAUCACCUGCUCUCAGGGAAGCUUUAAGACGUGGGGGGUUUGCAACUACAGGAAGAAUCCCCAGGGAGGACAGAGGAGCCAAACGUGCUGCCAUUACAGCAUAUAAGGAUAGACCGAGGAGUGAAAGCCCAAAGACUGAAACUGGCAGAGCUCAGAGAGAUGAUGACCACAAGACUGAAAGAAGUCAUGGAAACAGUUCCAAAACCAUCACACCGAGACACAGCGGAGAGUUUGAACUUGAAGACAUUAGCCAUGUGUAUGAAAGUGUAAGUGAAGUUUUGAAUGAUGUAAAGAGAAGUUCUAGGAAAUCAGGUCAUGUACAUGACAAAUUCAAUUCUUUGCCCUCAAUGAGGAGAAGAAACCAACAGACAACAACAGGUACUGGUAGACCGGAGAAGAGGGGACCAAGCAGAAAAACAGCAGGAACACCGGACCGUUUGUCAGAACCAACACCUACAAAACUCAACCAACAUUAUAUUAAUGGAACAGAACGUGUUAGGACACAGUCUGCACCUCCUCCUAUCAUUGAUAAGAGUGACUCUUUUAAGGAUCACUCUAGCUUACGCGAAGCAAGAGAAACUAGGUUACAAAAAAGAUCUGACCCCUUUUCUACCAAAUCUGAACCUCCAACUCAUUUGGCAGACAGUAAGUGCACCUUGUUAGAACUCUUCCUGGAACAGCAAGGAGCAAGUGUUUGGGCUCACCGUGAAGCACAAAGAGAACUCCUGAAGGCAGCACAGAAUGCAGCUAAAAAGGAAGCUGCUGUUAAUGCAGAAGCUCAACUGCAAGAUGUUGCCAGGAAGGCAGAGGAGCAGGCCAAGGGAGGUUCUGACAUGAAAGUCAAGCCAGAUAUUAUGAAUGAUGCAUUUGAUGACAGCAUGUCUGACAUUCCUCCGCCUCCAAGACCUCCAUCACCAAGGGACAGAGGGGAGCCAAAGUGCACGUGCCCGUCUGAACUACGUAAGGAGCGUGGCCGGCUAGAGGAUCCACCAGACUUACUACCCCCGAAAUUAGUUCCACCAGUAGCCGACACUCUUGCAUUCGUCAAGGCAAAAGAAGAGUUCAUGCAGCAAAUAAACUUCCAGGGCCUUCUGUAUAGUGAUUUUAGUGGCUUGGCCUCCACUGUACCGUACUUCCAUGUGAGUGAUGACUGUCGAGUGCUGUCACCAGAUGGUCUUCACUUAAUCAUUUGUGUUCAUGGUUUAGAUGGGAACUCUGCUGACCUUAGGCUUAUCAAGACUUAUUUAGAAAUAGGCCUUCCAGGAGCUAAUCUAGAUUUUCUCAUGUCGGAACGAAAUCAGGGGGACACUUUUUCAAACUUUGAAACGCUGACUGAACGUCUAGUUUCUGAGAUCCUGUACCACAUUGAGGCAUACAACCUCAACCCAAAGCGGAUAUCCUUUGUGGGUCAUUCCCUAGGCAACAUUAUCAUCCGAGGGGCCGUGUCACAUCCGGACAUGAAGCCGUUCCUGCCCAAGCUUCACACUUUUCUCUCUCUGUCGGGACCCCAUCUAGGGACUCUCUAUAAUAAUAGUGGCCUCGUUAACAUGGGAAUGUGGUUUAUGCAGAAGUGGAAGAAAUCAGGGUCUUUGCUACAAUUAUCCCUCAAAGACAGAGUUGAUAUACGCCAAACAUUCCUAUAUAGACUCUCUCAGCGUUCCCAACUCCACCACUUCCGCAAUGUGUUACUCUGUGGUUCGUCGCAAGACAGAUAUGUUCCGCUACACUCUGCAAGGAUUGAACUCUGUCGUCAGGCUGUCAAGGAUACUUCUGUUAUGGGUGCAGCUUACCGCGAAAUGGUGUCCAACCUCCUUCAACCAAUCAUCAGCUCUCCGUCUGUGACCCUCGUAAGGUAUGACAUCCACCAUGCUCUGCCCUCGACUGCCAACUCCCUCAUAGGCCGAGCUGCUCACAUUGCUGUCCUGGACUCGGAACUCUUCAUUGAAAAGUUUCUUUUAGUGACGGGAUUGAAAUAUUUCAAGUAAUUUCUAGCUUUAUAUGUAGCAUUUCAGGUAUUCAUAUUUUCUACUUAGCCAAGUAAGACGUUUGAGUAAAAAAAUAAAUAAAAAAAAAUUGCAACGUGUGUGAAAUAUGUAAAAAUUGUAAAUAGGAAAAUUUUACACUGGUAUCUAUGACGAGGAGAGAGGUGUAGUGGAAUUUUGUCUUUUUUAUUUUAUUUAUUAUUUUUUUAAGCAUUUAUGUAUAUUUAGGAAAAGGAUAGUGUUGUGGGUCAAGUGUAAAGGAGCUUAUAGUAUGUAUUGGCAGCUAUGAAAAACAGAAAAUGCAGUUGUUAGGAGACUUUGAAAGCUUGAUUUUUACACGAUUAUGGAGUGGAAAAUCAGGAAUCAUUAUGGUUGUGAUGAAAAGAUUCUAAGGAUGUGUAAAUAUUUUUAAAUACUUGAUGUUCCUUAAGUAUAAGGAAGAUGUCAAAGAACUCAUCACAUUAGAUAGAUGUAUUACUUUAUAUUGAGAGUGUGUUUAUAAGACAGUGUCUUAUAUGUUGUCAAUGUGUUCAUAGCUUUUGGCAGCCUUUAGGUUAACAGGACAUUUACAGAGAAUGUAUUGAUGAUACAUUAAAGGAAAUCCCCCUAUCCUCUCUUGCUAGUAUUGGGCUCACUAAAGUAGUGAAGGCCAGUGGUGCAACAUUACCAGAGUCUAGGAUUGGAGUAGAUACGUAAAUCUAUAGAAACACUCGUUUUGUAAAAGUUAAGAGAUUAAAAAUGAAUGAGAAGUAGAACUUUCAAUGAGCAAGCAUUGUUGUUAAAGCUAUUAAAUAUGUAUCUCCCCUCUGUUGGUUUACAAAGCUGUUUUACCAUCAUGUGAAUACAUCCACUUUUUAGACAAAAUUUUGCUAUGACUAUUCUUUUUCUAUUUUUUUGGUUUGUGUUCAUAUUACUUUUAAUUUUUAAUAGAGAUAUGAUCUAUGAUAUUGGGAACUUUGUAAUAGCAAAGACCAGUAGAAAUAAGAGUUUCUUCAGUCUGAUAAAGCUUGCUUCAUUUUUCCAUUAAGAAAAAAAAAAGUUUAAUUGUAUUUAGUGACAAUGUGACAGCAGGAGGAAUGGAAUAAUGUUGGACCUUGAAUGAAAUCUGGUAUUAGUUUAAUAAACUAAAGAAUGGGGUUGCAGGUGGCAUAAAUGUUGUAAAAUUUUCUUCGAGAGAUCUCAGUAUGCCAAAACUGGAGAACACAACACAUCAAAACACUGCUCAGCUUACCAUUGUGGUUUUAAGCCAUAGUUCCUGGUAUAAGGUAUGGCCUACCAUAUGCAUCAGGAUUUGUGGUGUUGUUUUGAUACCAGGAAUGUCAUAAUAUUCAUAAUAUUUGCAUUGUCAGAUGUUUUUUUCUCUUCUUUUUUUAAUGAAUGGUAAUUUAAUUUGUAAGUAAAAGAGAAAACCUGUUCGUGUUCAUGUUCAGAUAAGAACACUGAUAUGAAGUACAUGUAUGCAUGUAUGUGUGUAAGGCUGUGAAUGUAAGGAAUGAAUAUUAUUGUAUAAAGAGAAGUGAGUAUCACAUUAUUCUGCAAGGGUAUGGCUGAAGGUGUACAUGUACAAGAUGUGUUAGCAAAUGAGGUUUAUAGUCAUUUCAAAGUUUAUCAUCUACAUAGACUAUAUGUAAUCAUUUCCAUGUAUUGCUAGAAAUACCAAAGAUGAUAUAUCUUUUUUUUUGUUUUAAUUAAUAAACUUACAUUCUUGGAGAAAUGCUGACACUGUAAAAUUGGUAAUUUGUGUGUCUUAUUUGUUAAUGCUCGAAGGCAUGAUAUGAACAAUUUGCAGUAAUCAGUGAAAUGUAAUGAUGUACUGUGAUACAUAACUUGUGGUUCAGUACACCAGACGUUGGAGCCAGUGCCAUCUCUUUUACAUGAAAAGCUCAAUAUACAAAUAACUCUGGGAAUAUAACUUUUCACCAGUUUAAAAUAGUGCCAAGCUCUCUUUGAGUGAUACAUUAAAUCUGGCAGUAUUCUGUAAAGUACAUUGCAAAUUGUGUAAUUACAGUUUGGAUUUGAAAUGACAUUUAAGCAUUGUCACAUGCUUGGGAUGUUAAAUAAGUUGUAUCAAAUAUAUGAACCUAAUAGAAAUACUAUAGAAAUAACGACAAAAUAUAGAAGAAACUGUAAAGAAGAGAAAAGUCUAUAUAUUUGAUUGCUAUAACACUAUAUUAGACACAAUAACAUGCUUACUGCAACAUGUUGAUUUGGCCAUUAAUUCUCACUUCUCAGUCCUGAAUAAUUUACCAAAUCUCAGAAAGAACUGUCACAUACUUGAAUUUUUAAAAAUCUGGCAAGAUGUUCUGUUAACAGAGUAAAUGAAGGAUACUGAGAACACUACACAUUAUAGUACACACUGCUGUUGGCUCUCCACUUCAUAUUUGCUUGUGCAGCACAUAGCUACAUGCCACUCUCUUUAGACUUGACUUUCUACCAGAUGUUGGAAGACGACUUUCAGAGAGAAGAAUUCAAGAGCUUAAAUGAUGAAUCUGAAUGACUGUGGAUAGAUAUGACCAAUGUAAGUAAUCAUAAUUGAUAUACUGUAUCAUAUAAAUUGUUAUUGAGCGAUUCAUUUAUGUAUAUGUAAUGGGUAGAUAAAAUGCUACAUACAAUUAAACCUCUUUGAUAUUAUGAAGUUUGUAUAUAGUAAAUAGAACAGGAAUUUGAUUAACCAAAUAUAAUCUGCAUCAUAAUUAGAGCCAACUAUUGGAAUUCCAAUGCUUUUAGUAAAUCAUAAAGUGGUUUAGUAAUAUGUGACCUAUAAUGCCCAUUUGAUAAUUUUUUCAACAUUAUAAUCAUAAGAAUUGUUGAAGAAAAUAUUGAUUCUUUUAUAAGUGAUGUCAGGGUUUAUUCAGUGUGAUAAUUGAUGUAUAACUAAGUCAGUGUAUCAUAAUAUAUCAUGCUCAUAGUUCACUUUUUUUCAUAGUUAUGCAUUUGGUCGUGGUCAUGCAGCAAUGAUGUAAAAUAGGAUGUUUAUUAUUCAGUCAUCUAAAAGAGUGGAAGGGGUUACAAUUUUUUUUUCUUCUUCAUUUUGAUAGCAAUGCUGAAAUGAAAAUAAUUUUCAUGAUAGUUUACAUCCAAGUUGCUGACCCUUUUGUCUAAUUUCUCUUGAUGGUAUCAUAAUAAGAAGACCAUGUUUUUUUUUAAAGAAAAAUAAAGUAAUAAUAGCAAAACUAGUCACAGUUAUGUAUGGAGCUGGAAACAGAGAGACUGAAGUUUAAAAAGAAGAAAAUACACGACAAGAACAGAAGGUCUGGUUGCGCUUGAGGCCAGAGAAGGUUGUAUCAGUGCUGCUUGUUUCUUCUUAAAAAAAAAUGAUAAAAAAUAUCCUUUAUGCUUUAUUAGUAAGUAAUAGCUUUUCAUAGUACUGCCUUUGGUGUAAUUAGACAUCUAAGAUUUUGUUGUGCCCAGUGCUCAUUAAAUAAGAGUUUGGGAUUUUGACAGGUAUUUGAAUUUCCAACUGGGAUGUAUCACUGUAAGUACAAAGGAAUUUACAGUAUUAAUCUUCAAACACUUUACAAUUCAAUUGUAACUUUUUAAGAUGAGAAAUUUCUACCUGAAAUAAAACAUUGACAAGAAAACCAGAGGCUGGAAAUGUACAAUUUAUCUACAAAACUUGUUGAUAUUCAGUCUCAUCUAUAUUGAAAAUGUACGUAAUCAUACCUCAUUCACAACAACAGUGGUGAUUAACUCAUAUGUUGUUCUCUAAGCUUCUUUUAUCCUGGUGAUGUUCUUGUAUGUGGUCACAUUCUCUUUAACAAUAAAAUGUUCAUGCACUUUUUAUAUAAGAUUCAGAUGGCAAUUUUUUAGUAUUUCUAAAAGUUUGCUUUUUAUUUGUUAUUAAAUUGAUAGACAUACAUACUUUUAUCUUCUAUGAAUGGACCUGCUCUUCAGUUAUGGAAUAAUAAGCACAAAGAAACUGUAUAGAAGUAAAUAUCAUGCACAUCCAAGUCACUGAUUCACAGAAAAAAAAAAAAAAUGUGAGAAUGUCAUUAUAGGUGUACAAAUGUCUAGUCAUCGGCUCACUGCAAUAAAGCGGAAAAGUAUAUUGUGUGGUGCGACCAAGAUGACCUCUUAGCGUAGACACUAUGUGGCAGCAUGUACAUCCCCUGGGAGGCAAGGGCUGACCGUCCCACUGUCUGUCCCUUGAAAUUCACCUCAGAUUGUGAUAUUCACAAUAAAGUUUCCUAUUGA
Penaeus indicus is the source of this 8993-nucleotide messenger RNA. RefSeq lists its product as uncharacterized. The record is from RefSeq and is a predicted model, not a curated record. The transcript has 12 exons. The coding region runs from base 123 to 4802 and encodes 1559 amino acids. NCBI's taxonomy places the organism in Eukaryota, Metazoa, Arthropoda, Malacostraca, Decapoda, Penaeidae.